This is a messenger RNA of Paramuricea clavata, 3624 nucleotides long. The record is from the annotation of a GenBank genome assembly. NCBI's taxonomy places the organism in Eukaryota, Metazoa, Cnidaria, Anthozoa, Malacalcyonacea, Plexauridae.
GAAAAAUAGUAUAAUUUUCACGAAAGUGGAAAGGAAACACGGGAUAAAAUGGUUUCAUGGGGGAACCGUGGGACGUUGGUGGACUAAAAGAGAAAACAAUAUGGCCGACAAGAAUUGGCUAAAUUCAGUAAAUUGUGUUGUUUGCGGGAAAAAAGACAGAAUUAUGAAACGUUGUGGAAGAUGUCAGUCGAUAUUUUACUGGUAUUAUCUCUUUGUUUUUAAUUAAAAAAUAUUCAUACUCUAUUUUAUUACUUUCACCUGAAACCCUUGGCUAAAUAAUAAAAGCCAAAAAUACAGACGGUCGUACUAAAUAGUCUAAAUACUGCCCGGGAGUGCCCGGGGACGCCCUGAAGCGCCCGGGAGCGCGUGAGAACGCCCGGGGAUAUACAAGAUAGUAUAAAUCAGUGCACGAUCCUUUUUGAGUCUCUAUGAGGCAUUAUAUUAAUGAAAAAUAAUAUUUUAAAAAAGUGAUUUUCAACCAGCCUAGCAACAAGCGGUAAAAGCGCGGUCGCCCACGCAGGAAGUUUUGUGAAACAUGAGAUUAUAUUUAUUAUAGAUGUAAAUAUUUGCUGUUAAAAUAAAGUUAAAGUUAAAAUAAAAAAUUAAGACUGGUCAGUUUGUUUUAAUAAUAUAUCAACUGCUGAGAACAAGUCAAUUGUCGUUUGGCGGCGUUAAGAUUACCGAGAUCUAUGACAAGUCAAAAACAAACUAAGUCUAAAAAGAUAAGAUGAAAGACUAAAAUAUAUCCUAAACUAUACUUUAGAGUAGAUAAAAAGCAUUAAUAGAGUAGAUAAACACUAUAUUUUACUAAUAUUUAGGCUGAAAAACUGCGUUUUUGUUUACGCGGAAUGGUUUUAUGAGUUUAUAUGACGCUAAUUUAAUUAGUAAUGACUAAUGUUUUCUUUUUGGCCUAAUCUUAAUGACAAAAAUUUUUCGAACGCCGCCAAACGACAAUUGACUUGUCCUCAGCAGUUGAUAUAUCAAAACAAACUGACUAGUCUUAAUUUUUUAUUUUAACUUUAGUUUAAUUUAAUAACAGCAAAUAUUCACAUUUAUAAUAAAUAUAAGCUCAUGUUUCACACAACUUCCAGCGUGGGCAACCGCGCUUUUACCGCUUGUUGCUAGGCUGGUUGAAAAUCACUUUUAAUAUUAUUUUUCAUUAAGAUAAUGCCUCAUAGAGACUCAAAAAGGAUCGUGCACUGAUUUAUACUAUCUUGUAUAUCCCCGGGCAUUCUCACGUGCUCCCGGUCGCUUCAGGGCGUCCCCGGGCGCUCCGGGCAGUAUUUAGUAGGACCCAAUACAGAUGCAUUUUAAAAACAAUGAAAAUUAAAGAUUUGAGGGCAGAUUCAUUUAAAGAACAAAUAUUGUUAAUAUAAAGUACACCUCACGAUAUGUUCUGCUUUGAAAAAUAUCAAGUGUGCACGACGUUGACAUCGUUGACCUUGACGAAGUCUGCAGUCCAGCUACCAUAGUGGAAAGUUCGUCUGUUACGCCGGAUAUAUUCGGCGUAGGAUUUUACGGAUUACGUCAAAUUUGGAGUAAUACUAAAUCAAAUGUUUGGUAUAAAAUGUUGUCGUGGCGUAAAGCGUAUAUAACGGUAUAAGUGUUGUCCGUGUGUGUCGACGGUGUGGCCGGUGGCAUUUUGUGGCGUUCUUAAUUUCUGGCACAGUGGCACAAUUGUCGUUCUAAAUUUCUAAUGUAUUAUAAAACGCCAUGAAAACUUUGUGUUUGAAAUAAUUUAUGAUAAUAAAUAUUCAAUUGACAAAAUAUUGUAUAAAUAAUUUUGCCGGCAAAUUUUACGCGUACGGCAAACUGUCGCGCAAAAAUCUACACAGACGCAUAUUCCUUUCAGUCACAGAUGAUACAUUAUACAAUCUAUAUUCUAUCAUCUGUGUUUCAGUGCUACAAAUAUCAUGCUUAUUCAUGCGCUUUUUUUAAAAAAAAUUUCGACCAUUAUCAUAAAUAUUGCCCUUUGGCUGCUUUGAGCAGUAUGAAUGAAUCCCUGGAAGGGAAAAACAGAGUCCAGAGUGAGUGGUAAAAUCACUCGGUCGGGUGGUAAUGUUUGCUGUCGUAAUCAAUCCCCCAUGGGAUUGAUUUUUUAGUGCAAGUUUACUGGUGCAUAUAUCCAGCGGGCAAAUUACGAACUUUCCACUAUGGUCCAGCUAGACCAUGUUUAGGAACCAAUAAUGCCCCCUGGCAAGGUUCAGGGGUUUUAUUGUGACAUGAUAUAUUGCCCUAUCAUUUGGAAGGAUGGAUUUGAUUUGUUAUCAAAUUGUACCCCUUCCCUCAUUUGCCAAGGGGUGUGGUAGAGGCAUGCCAAAGGUAUGCCAGCACUUGAACAAGGUCAUGCCAAGACAGUUGAAAAUGCCAUGAUAAAUUGAAAAUGCUAUGCCAAGCUUUGCCAUGGGCACAGGCUACUGCUAUUGUAAUUGUUCCAGUAUCACAAAGUGUUCAUUUAUUAAAACGUGGGAAGAACAGGAUUUACACCAGUAAGCUGUAUGCCUAAAACUAUUCAUCAUAGGUAUAUUGUUGGGAGAAUUUCUAAAGUCCUUGACAAACAAGCUCAGCAUAUUGCAUUAAAAAGGCACCCUAUUAAAGGCCAUGAGAAUUUAUUAUUUAAGUUUCUGAUUUGCAUGCGUUGUAAUUUUUUCAAACUGCAUGUGUUUUUUUUUUCAUUUAACCAUGUUAGAAUUUAAGUAUGUUUUUCAGUUCUGUAGAGUGUCAAAGAAUCGACUGGGUGACACAUAAAGCCAAUUGUUGCAUGUACAUUAGUAGUAAAAUGCACGAAUCUGGUGAUGACCAUGAUGAUGAUAACACAGUCACAAUGAAGCUAGACAAAACACUUGAUGCCAAUGAUACCAUAGGGCAAACAACUGGAAGAAAAUGCAACACUGUGAACUAUAAAAAUAAACUCCAAGAACUUGCACAAAAGGAAAAUGCAGAGCAGGAUUUACAUAAACCCUUAGUGGAAAAUUGUCAGUUCACUUCACAAAUCAACUUAGAUCCUUCAGAAAGCUUCCUAAAUCAUGGUGUCCGAGACAUAAGCUUAGUAAAAAGCGCUCAUACAGUUAAACAACAAACAGAAAUCGUAGAAGAAAUAACAAAACUUAAAGAGAAUGAAAAAUCAGUUGUUUCACAUGUUGUUUCAUGUUCCCACAAUCAGAUGCCCACAACCUCCCAGGACGAUAUCUCUAAUGUUGUUGUGUAUGUUAAAUAUGCGAAAAAAAAGCAUAAAGUCGAAUUAGGUUUGCCUUGCACUGGUCUGCAAGUGCUAGAACAUUUUUCUCGCGUUCUGCAUGUUCCUAUAGGAAGAUUGAAACUGAUACACAAAGGCAAAUUACAAACAGAAUUGACCAUUUUGGGGAGACUGAAACCAAAUGCAGUUUUCCUCGCAUUUGGCGAGAUUGCUGAAAGUGAAGACGGUUUGGAACCUGAAGACAUUGAACUGAUCAUGAAGCAGUUAUCUGUAGAAAGGAAUGUUGCUAUUAAAGCACUGCGAAAAACAAAUUGCCUCGUAGACGCGAUAUUUGAAAUAGGCAAUGACAUGUAAGCUAGAAGAGUUUUGUAUCAAAAAUCAGUUUUCAAUUCUAACUUUUUUCUUGUCUUUCAAAUAUUUUAUGAGCC